AUUAUAAAACGUAAUAUUAUUGAGCAUUCGAAUUCGACACUGUUAUUUUUAUAAUUACCCUCUGCUAUAAGUGAAAUAAUGUCCAUCGUACAUCGUUUCAGCUUUCAACGCUUCUCGUCACAUCCAAAAUGCGAGUGUGUUGCCUCCGGGUAUUCGUUGACGAUGAACUGUGGGACUGCGUGCUGAUAGUGAAACUCAACCGGCAAUAUGUGCUGUACACAACCGUUGACCAGCUUCCGUUUAGCGUGUCGGCCGAACUGUGUUCUCUAGGCCUUAAUGGCGCCAGGGACCCCAUGCCCACGGUAAUGGAUGCCAAUUGUCUGGAGUGCRUCAUCAAGGCGCUGGAGAACAGCUAUACACUCAAGCGGUCGAUUGUGAGGCGGAUGAGUAGUGUCGCAUCAGUGGACAAUAACAAUAUUGUGGUCGGCUUCAACGAUGUUCGGCUGGUGACACCAGACAAAUAUAGACUGCCUUACACAUGGUGUGAACUGUAUGAAAAAACUGAUACUGAAUACAGAGAGCUUGAAAACAUUAUGGCUUGGUUAUCAACUCUCGGUGGAGCUUUUUCAUCAUUGGGUGAUCAGAMUGAACACUGUGCAAUUGUAGCAGGGAAUAUUUCGCUGCAACAAUUAAGAAUUGCAAUGCGGAUUGGUGAUCCUUUAACUGCAGCCCGGUGUAAACUGUAUGCUGCUAUUAGUCUCAUGCAACGAGGUUUUUAUAAACAAGCUAAAUUCAUUGUUCAGARUCAAUAUUUGUUUAUCAAAUCUCAAUUAGUUGUUGAUGAGCGACUCAUUAAAAUGUGUUGUGGUAUAUGGACAAAGUUACGUUAUGAAUGGAAUAAAAAAAGUCUUAAAAAAAAACAAUUCUGUGAAAAAAAUUAAAUUUUUACAUUAAUUAUAAAUUACAAUUGAA
Messenger RNA from Diuraphis noxia (Russian wheat aphid), 912 nucleotides. RefSeq lists its product as uncharacterized. Lineage: Eukaryota; Metazoa; Arthropoda; Insecta; Hemiptera; Aphididae. The record is from RefSeq and is a predicted model, not a curated record.